This is a messenger RNA of Colias croceus (clouded yellow), 2907 nucleotides long. RefSeq names its product transmembrane protein 222. The transcript has 4 exons. The coding region runs from base 303 to 857 and encodes 184 amino acids. The record is from RefSeq and is a predicted model, not a curated record. NCBI's taxonomy places the organism in Eukaryota, Metazoa, Arthropoda, Insecta, Lepidoptera, Pieridae.
ACGUUAAAAUACCGACUUGUCAAAAUAAACGAAAUUUUAAUAAUUAUUUGUGAUUGAACUCAAAUUGGCCACAGAAAUUGUCCAAAUCCCAAUUAAUUACAAGGUAUUAACUACUUAUUAACUUUCGAGUAAUAAUAAUUAGUAUUCGGAUAAAUAUUACUUUAUCUAGGAUAACAGUCGCAGUUCUAAGAAAAAUUUCCUUUUGUACUCGAGACGUAUUGAUUCUCGUUUUUUAUUAUUGUUUAUGCUCUUGAAUAAAAGUGAUAUAUCGGUAAUGGAUAGUGCUACUUGAACUGAUAAAUAUGAACGGUGACCAAAGCCCCGGCAGCCCAAUUGACAUCAGCGACCGAGAGCAAGCCGUACUGAUGGAUCCCAUCGACCACAACAGAGCGCGGUACCCGUAUUGUAUCGUUUGGACCCCUAUUCCUGUAUUGACAUGGAUAUUUCCUUUACUAGGCCACAUGGGCAUCUGUAUGUCCAAUGGAGUGAUCCGCGACUUUGCUGGUCCAUACUUUGUGUCUGAAGACUUGAUGGCGUUUGGGAACCCCACCAAAUACUGGCAGCUGUCUCCGCACAGAGCUGCCAACGGCCAGGCUGGCUGGGAUGCUGCAGUUUCAGAAGCCUCCGAGAUGUAUAAAAAGAGAAUGCACAUAAUAUUCUAUGACAACUGCCAUUCCCACGUGGCGACAGCUCUGAACAUCAUGAACUACAACGGCUGCAAGAACUGGAACAUGGUCAAACUGGCCUUCUACAUGAUACCAUACUCCAAGUAUGUGAGCUUUGGAGCCUUCUUGAAGACAUGGCUGCCGUUCUGCAUCAUAGUUGCGUUUAUCUGUGGUUUGGCUGCCACUAUAUAAAGCCUCUGUUCUCACCUGGACACAUGAUAUUAUUCUUUCAAAAGGUCCAGGUAGAAGGAGGUUCAUUUUAUUACCAUCCUAGUCUAAAUAAUAUGACUUAAAAUAUUUACUGGUUUACAUAUUAUGUUUUCGUUCUAAAAUAUCUUGGUUUUGUGAAUCUAGAUAUCACCAAGAGUUCUCAAUUUGUUUAAGAUUUAGUUUCAAUUUAUAAGUCUUUUCUCAAUAAACAGUAACCAUCACAUGAAGGUACUCUCUAUUUGGAGGUCUAGUAUGGGAAUCUACGAAAGUAUAUGUUAUGUUAUAAGUUCACAAUGAAGAAUCCUUUUUUUAUAUGACUCUCAUCAUCAUCGCAUCUCAUUAUUUUUGUCGCAAUAAUAUUCCUUUUCCUAUUUGGAAUGUUACAUAACUUUUUGAUUAGCUAUAUCCUUCAUGAAAAUAAUAAUUGAUAUGAAAUAUUAUUUAUUAAAAUUUAAUAGUAAAUAUUUGUAAUUGGGCUGGCUAAGUAUAGCUUAGUCUCAAAUCUAUGGGAAUAUGGGAAAGACUUAUAGCAUGUUAAUUAAUUUUUUAAUUUUUAAAAAUAUAGGUUAAAGGUGUCAGCAUUUUCUAUUGAUGUUAUACCUACUCUUAAAGACUUCCCUUUUGGCUGAAAUCUCUCUAAAAGUGGUAUUUUUCUAGUAAACUUUUACAAUCUGUUUUCAAUUGAAUAUUAUUGAUGUUCGACGCAAUUUUGUAUUUUAAAUCAUGUGUAAUCGUAGAUUUAUUGUGUAAAAUAUAAUAUUCUAGAUAUAGAACCGGCCCAAUAAGAAAUGAAUAUAAUUUUCGCCAAUUCUCAUGUUGUGUCAAAACAAAGAUAAUAUGUGGUUUUGGAAGAAUUCCACUCAUAUAAAAUAAUAUUCAUUUCUUUUUGGCACAGAGUAAAGUAGACAUUGUAGAGAUAUUAUUUUUAAUUUAUCAAAGACUUAUAUUUGCUUCAAAUGCUGAAGGAUUUAGUUUCGAUUUUGUUCAGAAUGCUAACAAAACAGAAGACUUAUGUUUUACAGAAAAGUGAAGGUCUUUGAUUAGAUCUUUGUACACCAGUGUUAUUUUAUUCCAUGUAAUUAAUUAUAUAAGUGAUGCACAUGUGGUUAGCUUGGAUGUGUAGAAAUUAUUAUUAUUAUGUAAAUAAACAUAUUAUGGAACAGUCCACUUUUGCUUUAUGGUACAAUACUGGUCAAAUGUUAAGUGAUUAUAUACUACUUUAUUUUAUUUAUCUACUUUAGGCACAUGUGUUUGCUUGCUUAAAGUGAGCUCUGUAUUUCUGUCCAAUACAAGUUAAUAGUCAAACACACAAAUAUAUUUAUAUGUAUAUAAUCCAUCCAAAGAGCAGAUAGUUAAGCUAUGAUUGUGCUAGUUAAAAUACAAUAUGUAAUAUAUUUAAAACAUAUUUAAUUUUCUUUUGUGCAAGAAUGUUAGAACCAAGUUACUUAAAAGACUAUAACAUUUCAUUUAUUUUUUAAAUGCUGGUUGAUUGUAGAUAAUUAUAAGUUUUGUUAUUGUUAUAUUUUAAUUUAGUUAUAAAUGUAGUUAAUAGCAGAAACAAUUUAUUUUUCGUAUUUUUUUUUGUGGGAAAGCCAGUUUAUACUGGUGUAGUUCAAGGCUGGAUUCCUGAUGAACUUAGUCUGGAUAUUAUCACGCUAAUACAACUAGAAGGAAAAAAAAACAGAGAAAAAAGCGAACUGCAUGCCCAUUGCUCAGGUGAAACAAUAGGCCGUUAAAUAAAUGAUUUAUUUUAUCAUAAUUAUCUGUAAAACAGGUUUUAAUGUUACACGCAUUAGAUAUUGUGUUGCCAUGUUAUACACAGGAAUGACUCUAAAAUGUCCUAAAAACGUAAAAUGUAAUAAAUGUCUAUUUUUAAUUGCUACAAUUAUUUGUCUUUGUAUAAUAUAGCUCAAAUUUCAAAUGACUUAACUAUGUAUGGCUUCUAAUUAUAUCUCGGAAAUUAUAUCAGUUUUUAAUAUACAAUUAUACACUCUGUGUAACAGAAUAUGAAUAAUAAAAUCUUGUGAAUUUU